AUGGGCUGCUGUUCAUCUAGACCUUCGGAUGCUGCGAGUCCUCCAACUGGACGAGCCAGUGCCCCUCCUCAAGUACGGCAGUCGCCGCAGGACAUAACCUCCCAGACUGCUAUCAAUGGCGGCCCUCACGACAAUGACCCUCGCGCUCUAGCACCUCCCUCGGGACCCUCAAUACAUCGGAGCGAGACUUCUAGGUCGGCUCUUUCUACGCCGAGACAGUCGGUCAAUAACCAUCGCAGGUCGCGACAAGACCCUGCCUCCUUAACCGAGCAUUACAAUCUUCCUCUGCAAUCACCCAAGCCCUGGGUCAGCUCCGACAGAACAUGGACACGAGCACAACUUGAGAGGGAGAGGUACGAGUUCUUUGAAACCAGAGUUACCGGGCGUAAGGAGGUUUGGGCUGCAUUGAAACGGGUCAUUGAAUGUCUACAAGAAGGCGACAUGGCAGAUGCACAAGGCAUACUUGAUGCGCUGGGUGUGACGCUCCCCACGGGGCAAAUCGAGGUCGGUGCGUAUGACGAAGCUGGAAAUCUGUACAAAAUGCCCGUGGCCGUCAUCUCAGACCCGACCAAUAUUGUGGAAGACUCCAACGACAUCGAUAGCCAGACGGUAACGGGAACCAAUGAGAUCGAUGCCAUUGACGCCAAACUUGAAGCCGCAGAGGGUGGAAAUGCCAGCUUUGGUCAUGAUGACUCUAGCGGAGAAAAAGUCAAAGAAGCUAAAGGCAAAGCUGCGGUGGAGAAGGAUGCCAUGAAGGUCAAAUGUCGACUUAGUGAUCGUGGUGGUCCUGAUGUCAUAGUGCUCCUGGGGAGGACGCAGAGGGUUGGCGCACUGGGGCAAAGAAUUCGAGAUGAAACUGAGGUACCACCAAAGGCCAAAAUAAAAAUCGCCUACCUUGGUAAAAUCCUGGACGACAAGCUCACACUCAUGGAUCAGGGCUGGAAAGAAGGCCAUGUGGUGAAUGCGCUGAUUGUCGGCACAUACAAUUGA
Molecule: messenger RNA, 990 nt
Organism: Exophiala aquamarina CBS 119918
Lineage: Eukaryota; Fungi; Ascomycota; Eurotiomycetes; Chaetothyriales; Herpotrichiellaceae
Exons: 3
Coding region: 1-990 (329 amino acids)
Molecular function (GO): protein binding
Source: RefSeq, a predicted model, not a curated record